Messenger RNA from Lynx canadensis (Canada lynx), 2108 nucleotides. It is a transcript of the gene ING4, whose product is annotated as inhibitor of growth family member 4. Gene Ontology annotation, biological process: positive regulation of apoptotic process; regulation of DNA-templated transcription. The transcript has 9 exons. The record is from RefSeq and is a predicted model, not a curated record. Gene Ontology annotation, cellular component: nucleus. The coding region runs from base 588 to 1190 and encodes 200 amino acids. Lineage: Eukaryota; Metazoa; Chordata; Mammalia; Carnivora; Felidae.
AUUUGGAACAUUAUCUGGACAGUAUCGAAAACCUCCCAUUUGAACUGCAGAGAAACUUUCAGCUCAUGAGGGACCUGGACCAAAGAACAGAGGGAAGAUUGUCGGAAGACUAGGAUGUUUCUGCUCCACUGGAUUGAUAACAUUACUAUCAAAAAAUUCAUUGUGGCUGUAGACCGCAAGUCAUGUUGGUAGAGAAGUCCUUAAACAGAAGGAAAGAGAGAAAGAAAAAAAAAAGAAGAAGGAAAAGCAGCAAUUAACAUCAGGAUCUCUACACUGUAUUCUUCAACCUUACAGAAGCAGUAGAUACCAUCUGUGGCCUCUUUUGGAUGUUGAGCAAGUUUGGCUGCAUUGAGGCAUUCACUUGGAGCCUGAGGCUACUCUACAGUGGUCAGAUUGGUCUCUUCAAAGUCAAAGAUGUCGUCCGUUGGAGCCAUCCCCCGUACCUGCUGAAGGAUAUAUAGGUCUUAUCUUCCACCCUUAAGUAGCCAUGCUCAAAGAUGUGACAAGCUGGUGUUAGAAUACCCAGAGCUGUGAUUUCAGCUACCCUGGACCUGAAGGCUGAAAUUGACAAGUUGGCCACUGAGUAUAUGAGUAGCGCCCGCAGCCUGAGCUCCGAGGAAAAAUUGGCCCUUCUCAAACAGAUCCAGGAAGCCUAUGGCAAGUGCAAGGAAUUUGGUGACGACAAGGUGCAGCUUGCCAUGCAGACCUAUGAGAUGGUGGACAAACACAUUCGGCGACUGGACACAGACCUGGCCCGUUUUGAGGCUGAUUUGAAGGAGAAGCAGAUUGAGUCAAGUGACUAUGACAGCUCUUCUAGCAAAGGCAAAAAGAAAGGCCGGACUCAAAAGGAGAAGAAAGCUGCCCGUGCUCGUUCCAAAGGGAAAAACUCAGAUGAGGAGGCUCCCAAGGCUGCCCAAAAGAAGUUAAAACUUGUGCGCACAAGUCCUGAGUAUGGGAUGCCCUCAGUGACCUUUGGCAGUGUCCACCCCUCUGAUGUGUUGGAUAUGCCUGUGGAUCCCAACGAACCCACCUAUUGCCUUUGUCACCAGGUCUCCUAUGGAGAGAUGAUUGGCUGUGACAACCCUGAUUGUUCCAUCGAGUGGUUCCACUUUGCCUGUGUGGGGCUGACGACCAAGCCUCGGGGGAAAUGGUUCUGCCCACGCUGCUCCCAGGAACGGAAGAAGAAAUAGAUAAGGGCCUUGGAUUCCCACACAGUUUCUUCCACGUCCCCGGCCCUGGGCUAGUGGGGAGAGGAAAGCCUGUGUUGGGGCCCGGGGGCUCAGGGAGAGCGGAUGGCGCAGUGUUGUCACCCCUUCUCCUUCCCUCUCCCCACUCCUGGUGCUGAGGCUGCAUCCAAACCCUGGUAGGGAGGGGUGCUGCAGCCGCUAACUGUUUGUGCUCUCAUUCAGCCUGCCCCCCUCAGAGGGAAGUGGUUAUGCCCACUGUCCUUUCGCCUCCAUGCCGAGGUUGGUGCUGUAUUUCCGAGGGAUGGUCCUCUUUACUCCCCUUGCUUUGUAUUUAAGGACUUGGGGCAGUAGCAUGGGGGCACUCCCCAGCCCUCCUAAUUCCCUCCCCUGUGGGGGGCUGUGGUGUGAUAAGCUUUCUUUGUUCUCCUCCUGCUUUUUCCAUGGUAGGGGCGCCCCCAGAGCAUCUGGGCAGUGGCCUUAGUUGAAGGGGCACCCCUUCCUCUGUGCCAACAGGAUUCAUCCUGGCCUUGUGAAUGGGAGAGGGGGCAAGGUGGAAUGCAGAUCGCUCACAUGUAAAGGAAUUUGAGUAGGUGAAUAAAAGCUCUGCGUGUUGGUCUGCUGUGUUUACUGUAGACACUAUUUUAGUACAUGUGCUAAUUAAACUUUUUUUUGCAUCCUCCGGGUUGGACUAGAGGGGGGAGGAUGACAAUGCCAGAAGUAGAACGAGACAUAGAACCAGAAGUGGUACCCCUGCUCCAGAGUCCACAACUUCUCACCUUGGGGAGGACAAAGCUGGCUGGGGGGUGUGCCUCCAGGGCUUUCCAAAACUUUUUACAAUUAUGCAUCUUUUCUCCGUAAACCAUCUUUCACUUGAUUUCCAAUAAACGUGUAUUUGUGUUUUGUGCAUGUACUAUUACACUA